UGGGAGAUACUGAAGAUCCAUCAGGCUAUGGAUGCCAUACAGGAACUAACUGCUGGGUGUGUUCGAUUCGCUGAACGCAAAAAAGUUAAGCCUGAGAAGGAUUUCGUCACAUUUGGCAAAGACGAACAAUGCUCGGCGCAACUCGGGCGCGUUGGUGGUCGGCAAGAUAUUACUUUUACCUCUGAAUGUUUAAAAGAUCGUGGUAGCGUGCAACGAUAUCUGCUUCGGACAUUGGGGCUUCCAUAUGAGCACACCCGUCUGGACCGCGAUAAAUACAUCGUAGUCAACUCGGACAAUAUACUGCCAGACCAUCGAUCGGAAUUUGAGAAACAUGCUGGUCCAACCUUUGGACUGCCUUAUGAUUACCUUUCCGUGUUGCAUUGUGGAAUCAACGAGUAUGCAAUCGACAAAUUGUUUCCCACCGUUGUUCCACUUCUGUCCCGGACUCCACUCGGAAAAAGCUCAAAUCUCAGCCCGUCAGAUGUUGCGAAGCUCUCCCAGUUGUACAGUUGUAACAACAGUUAGUAUGGGUGUUCGCAGCGCGGAUGUGCGAUUAAUAGCUGACGCUAAUAUGUAACGGCAGCAGAAUAUUUUUUCCACUGCACUUUGAAGCAGAGCAUAUCGCAGAUCCUGCACUAGUUUAUUAAUAUAAUGAACUGCAUGUAUUGUCUUGUCCCAUUUUUUUUUCGUUGAACAAUUUGUGUCCGAAAUAAUUCAAUCAUAUUAUUUCCUGUUUUGUUGUUGCUAACUUGCUGUGGAGUUCUCUCACGAAGAUUCUACGGUUCACUGCGUUCUAGCAUUGUGCUAGCACAAUAAAAUACUCACAUUC
Messenger RNA from Paramacrobiotus metropolitanus, 829 nucleotides. RefSeq names its product high choriolytic enzyme 1-like. The record is from RefSeq and is a predicted model, not a curated record. Lineage: Eukaryota; Metazoa; Tardigrada; Eutardigrada; Parachela; Macrobiotidae. Gene Ontology annotation, biological process: proteolysis. The transcript is spliced from 3 exons. The coding region runs from base 28 to 525 and encodes 165 amino acids. Gene Ontology annotation, molecular function: metalloendopeptidase activity.